GACUGGACCAAGUGGGCCGAGAGUCUAAGUUGGAUUCCUUUAUUCGGACGAAUGCUGUGGAGAUCAACGAUUGACCUCGAAACCUUCUGAGAUUAGUUUGUCUCGGCUUCAACAGCCAUGGCGCACCGGGCGACGCGGAGUGAAUCGCUGAUCGUAAUCGCGGUUUUCUUGCAAAUUUUGUCACCUAUCUACACUCAGGAAUGGCGGCCUUGCGUGGAAUUAAAAAGAGACCUUUCGGUGCCUUGCAAAUGUUCCUGGUCGCCGACUCACCAGCGGGCGAUUACGAUGAAUUGCGACGGUGUGAUAUUCACCCGGGACGUGAUCGAGGGGUUGAAACAACAGCCUGUAGUAUCGUUUAGCCAAAAAACCGUCGGUUACAAAACUCUGCCAGAGGAUCUUCUAAGCGUUGGAUUGCCGGUGGAAAAAUUGGACUUGUCCAAAAAUUCGAUAACCAAACUUAUGGACCGGCUUUUGCAGUCUCAAAGCCGUCUCCAGGAGCUUAGGUUGGCCGGGAAUUUACUCGGAGACAAUUUGAACCCGAUAUUUUCGAGCAACGAGUUUCACGAAAUGAGGGAACUCAGAGUUCUCGAUCUUGGUCAAAACGGGCUGCGCAGCAUCGAGGAGGGCAUUUUUAAGGGAUGCUGGAAACUCGAAGAGCUCUACUUGGAUGGAAAUAAUUUGACUUCUGUGCCUGCCGCUUCGCUGAAAGGACCGGAAGCCAUCAAACUACUGUCUCUGUCUCGCAAUAACAUCGGAUCCGUGAUGCGUGACACCUUCAUUGGCAUCAGCAAAUCUCUAGAAGUGUUGAACCUCAGUUGGAACAGCAUUUCGCAUAUGGAUGACGAAGCUUUUGUUGCUCUAGAAAAUCUCGUUUCUCUCAACGUUUCCCACAACGAUUUAACGCGUUUCAACAGCGACGUUUUCAAAGGAGCCUCCAAUUUGGCACAGCUUGACCUGUCCAUAAAUUACUUCAAGGAAUUUCCGACCGUUGCUUUGAGGCAUUUGUAUGCGUUGACUUUCCUAAACCUGUCCAACAAUUUGAUCAGUGAAAUUGAACAAACACAUUUAUCUGGAUUAACGGAGCUAGAAGUUCUGGAUCUGAGCAGGAACAACAUAGCUCGUCUAGGAGUGAACGCAUUCUCAAGUCUUUCUAGUCUCAUUCGUCUUGAUUUGAGCCUAAAUGCACUGCGCACGAUCGAAGAAUCCGCGUUCGAGGGCUUGACAAAUCUGAAGUGGAUAUCCCUGCAGGAUAACAAUAUCCUGCUGGUACCUGGAUCGGCAUUGUCUCGGCUUCCUGCUCUCACACAUCUGCAUAUCGAGUACAAUCGAAUAGCAGCCCUUUCGAUCGAUCUUCUGCGUACAUCAUCUGCGACCCUUCGGACAUUGGGAUUGUCCCGUAAUUUAGUUCGAGAAAUACCCGCUCGCUUGUUUGAAAAUUUUGAAGUUUUAAAUAGUAUCGAACUGAACGGUAACGUGAUAUCAUCUCUGUCUCCGAAUACGUUUAUCGGGAUAGAAGACAGCUUGGAGAACCUGGAUCUCUCUAAUAACCGUUUAACGGUAAUUGGAGAACUUCCUUUAACGAAUUUGGUUUCCUUGAACCUGGCUGGAAAUUUACUGAAACGCGUUUCCGCGGAAACUUUUACUAUAAUGACAAACUUACGGUAUUUGAAUUUAAGCAGUAAUCCGCUUUACGGUGGAUUUCCACCAAUUUUUCCGCCCAUGCUAAGAACACUUGACAUUUCUUAUACCGGGCUCAAAGUUUUACCUUCGAUUCUGUUCCUCAAUUUGGAAUCACUUGAGAAGGUUUCGCUGACCGGUAAUUAUUUGCAAGAAAUUGGAGAAGGUACCUUCCAAUAUCUUUACAAUCUUUCAUCGAUCGAUCUCUCGUUCAAUGCUAUUGAGAGCAUUCAAAAAGGUGCUUUUGUCAGUUUGAUUAAUUUGUACGAGCUAAAUCUACGGGGGAAUAAAUUAGUCUCAUUUGGCGGCGAGUUUUUUAACACGGGAACUGGUCUGGAAGUAUUGAAUUUAUCCGAUAAUCUACUCAGCUACCUGUCCCCCACGGCAUUCGUUAUCCAUCCAAGACUGAGAGAAAUCGAUCUCUCAAACAAUCGUUUCACUUACUUCCCUAGUGAUUUUAUCAAGCCGUUGCAAUUCUUAGAAGAUGUCGACCUAUCCAACAAUAUGUUGAUCGGCAUAAACGAGUUCGCGUUCUCUCAAGUGGCCCGGCUCAAGACGUUGGAUUUAUCGGGUAAUAAAUUAGAGUCCGUAGACGAGCUAGCUUUCCACAACUCAACGCAGCUCCAAACUAUACGUUUGGCAAACAACAAUUUGGAACUGCUCAGCGAACGAACCAUGGAAGGCAUACUUCGAUUAAAAUACCUCGAUCUUUCAAACAACAAGCUUACUUCCUUGCCUGAAACGAUGUUCGACUCAUCAAGACUUCGAGCUUUGGAGAACAUAAAUUUAUCCGGAAAUAAAUUUGUUCAAAUACCGGUUAAAGCGUUGCAGAAACAGUCUCAGUCACUCUACAGUUUGAACAUGGCCAACAACAAAUUGGUAGAAGUAUUCAAUCAAGACACCGUCAGCAAUGUCAAGGAGCUGGACUUGUCGGGGAAUCCAUUGAGCGAAAAUGCUGUACGCGGAAUUCUAGGAGAGGCAAAGAUACUGCGAUUGCUCAAUCUCGCGAAUACGGGGAUCAGAGCCAUAGCAAGGUUGGAAACACCGUUCUUACGACACUUGAAUGUAUCGGGAAACAACAUAAGCGACAUUGGACCAGUCGCUCUGGAGCGCACUACCAUGCUGGAGAGCCUGGACAUAUCUAGAAAUAAUAUAACAGACUUCACAAACUUGAUUGAAACUUUCAAAACUCUUUCAGUGCUCCGCACCUUGGACAUUUCGCAUAACGCAAUCAAGGCUGUAAACGAGAGUAGUUUUGGCGGUCUUAACGCCCUUCAGGAAUUGAAAAUGGUCGAUCUACCAGACUGCAACAGGAUCGAAAGGAACGCCUUCAAGACACUGGGAAAGCUCAAGUCUUUGCACGCCUACGAUUAUCCGCGACUUGGAUACUUCGACGUUCAAGGUAUCCUGAAGUACAUGAACGGCAUCGAAGUUGUGGAUAUUGAAAUCAAGGACUCCACAGUCGGCAACGAGCAGCUGUCCAUUAGAUCUCACCCCCGUUUACGUUCGCUAACUUUGCGAGGAGAGAGGCUGCGAAAUGUCCUCUCGAGUUCCCUGGUAGGAGUCAGGAACCCCGAAUUAACCAUUGGGCUGAAGGGUACAUCGAUUGACACGAUUCCAAACGCGUUGUUCUUCCCAGUACCCCGGUCCACGAAGGUCAUCUUGGACGUAGCCGGGAGCCGAUUCUCCAGGUUGCCACAGCAGUUUAUCGCCGCUUUGGAAGACAGGAGUGACACCAUCGUUCUUAAGGGCCUGGAUUCGAACCCCAUAAAAUGCGACUGCGAGGCGAUACCGCUUUGGCGUUGGCUGACGAUGUCGAAGCAUAAGACAGGCGGUCCAGCAAUAAAAUGCGCGAGCCCUGAGCACGUGGCUGGAAGGUACAUCACGGAUCUGAAGGAAAAUCAUCUGAGCUGUGACAGUACAUCAUCCACGAAAUUUGACUCGACCGAUCCCACGGCGGCUAUGCGAUCCACGACAUCCGAACCGGAAAUAAUUUGGACCGCGGCUCCAACGACGCAGGAUAAUAAUAAGAAGUAUCACAACGGCGACGCGACGUCGCCAACUGGCAGCAAUGCCACAACCACCGACGACACUUUGGUCAUCGGUAUUGUUGGAGGAGUUUUUGCGAUCGUUGCAAUCGUGGUCAUACUCAUAUGCAUUUGCCGGUUGAGAUGGAGCAAUCAGGUAAACGAGGCUCGCAUGGCAGCUAUGGCUUCCAGCAUUCACGAAGCCUCGGUUAUCAGGCCGGGCAGCACUUACUCGGGAAAAGCUAAUCAAGACCUUUACAUGGGGUCGUAUAACGGUUCUGUGCUGGGUCACGGUAACAACAUGUCCGGGAUAUCAGGAUCCCCCGUUCACACUCCUUUACCUAUGAUGCCCAUGGUACAACCGAUGCACAUGCUGCAGCCGAUGCACAGGCCAAUGUCGCAACCGAUUUAUGGCUACUACGAAAAUCCUAAUCUACCGGUUUACAUGACUUACUCGUCUGAUCGUGAGAACAAAUUUGACAGAUAAUCGAACGUGAUAUGCUGUACCAAAGCCUCCCUUUUUUGCCCAGCAGUUUUCAACGUUGAAACAUGAUUUUUUUCUUCUUCCUUUUCUUUCUCAGCGUUGAGCAAAAAAAUGUACCGGUUACGCUAUAAAUACGUCAUGUUACCAAAAAUUCAUAUCUUCUUUUUUCAAAUUAGGUACUCUUCUAACACUGCCAAGCUUUCAGUACCAUUUCGUGCUCAAAAAAUUUAUAUACAUGUAUGAAAGCAAGCGUGCUAUUCUGUUGGCAACAUUAAAAUGGUAAUAAGAUUUUCACGGGUUCAUGGCAUCAUGUUCAUUUAACCAUAAUUUCUGAAAGCAACUUUAAUAACAAAAAUUAAAUAACAGUAUAGUAUAAAUGAUCUUUA
This is a messenger RNA of Diprion similis, 4574 nucleotides long. Its product is annotated as protein artichoke. The transcript is spliced from 6 exons. The record is from RefSeq and is a predicted model, not a curated record. The coding region runs from base 118 to 4191 and encodes 1357 amino acids. NCBI's taxonomy places the organism in Eukaryota, Metazoa, Arthropoda, Insecta, Hymenoptera, Diprionidae. Gene Ontology annotation, molecular function: protein binding. Gene Ontology annotation, cellular component: extracellular matrix.